AUGUCCUCUUUUGCAGUCCCGGCAGAUCCUUGGAAAGAUGCCUUCGAAGCACUUGACCCGGAAGACCAAAAGCGACUAGACAAGCCCGACACGAGCCUCCUGAAUAUCCUUGAAUCCGUAAAAACUGACGCCGACUCUCGCAAAGAAAUCUGCCGUCAAAAAGGAUGGAAAGUCGGUGAGAACAAACACGGCGAGAAAGUGACUCUGCGCCACGCCCUGGAGAAAGUCUCCGUUUGGGUCAAGGAGACUAUCAAGGUCGUUGAUGUCGUUGUAUCGAUGGAUAAGAGCGGCCAGGCGGCUUUGCCCUGGGCUGCGAUUAAGUUUCUGAUUUCGAUUGGAACCAACGAUAUCGCACUGUUCACUAGUAUCACAGAAGCUGUCGAGACGAUCGCCCGGCUUAUUGCGCGGUAUACCGUCUUUGAAAAGCUAUACCUUCAUGAGGAUUGCGAGACUGUGCCGAAACUCCGCGAGUCGCUGCGAGAGCUAUAUGCUGGGAUUUUGCGGUAUCUCUCCAAAGCGAAGGAGUACUUCACCGGGAACUGCUUGAAGAGAUUUGGCCGAGGGCUGUUGGACAUGCUGCGCAAAGAAUAUGAUGAGCUGUGGUCCAAGAUCAAUGAGACAGAGGUGGAAAAAUGGGCAAAAUUGGUGGAUGCCGAGUUAAAUCGGAAAAGUGCGAAAAAUGCGGGCGAACAGCAUGAUCAGUUGAAGGCGAUAUUGCAUGACAUGGAACAGCCGAUCAUGCAGAUCACCGACCAACUUGCCGCUAUCCAAGAUAAACUCGAUAGCGAGGAGCGCAUCAAAGUGUUCCAUUGGAUUUCUAGAAUUGAGUACAAGAAGCAUCACGAAGAGCUUUCAAAAGGUGUUCUGCCUGGCUCGGGUGAAUGGUUGCUUCGUAGCCCCGAGUAUAUUAACUGGGGGCAAUCAAGCGUGUCUUCCAUUCUAUGGCUUCAUGGCAUACCCGGCUCUGGCAAGACAAAACUUGUGUGGGUCUACGAAACCAUGAAGAGCGAAUGCGUUAAGCUAACUGACCCUCGCAGUUCAACCGUCAUCAACAGCAUCCGGCAGCAUUCUACCGCGCCGAUCGCUUAUUUCUACUGUAAUCGGAGUAAUGCCGAGGGCGAGAGGUCCAUGCCGCGAGAGAUUCUUCGCGCUAUUCUAAGGCAGCUGGCGAGCAGCGACCCCGAUGUGCCCAUCAAAGAGCCGGUGGUCAAGGAAUAUGAAUCCCGCAAGGCACAUGCCGAGAAAGACGGGUCGAGCCUGAGGGAGUUAGCGAUCGAGGACUGCACCAAAUUGGUUCGAGAGAUUACGAAGUCCAACUCUGCGACUAUCAUCAUCGAUGCCUUAGAUGAGUGUGAUCAGUUCUCCUGCUAUGAGCUGUUAGACGCCCUUCACGAGAUAGUAGCCGACUCCGAAGAAGUAGUCAAAGUCUUCGUCUCCAGUCGUGAUGAUGUUGACGUUAUAGGGCAAAGUCUAGAAAACUGCGCCCACAUCCCCAUAAGUCCCAGCCAGAAUGGUGGGGACAUUCGCCGAUUCAUCGAUACGGAACUGGACCGCUUGAUCAAGAAACGGCUUCUACUCAGAGGCAAAGUUUCAAAAGACCUGCGGAAAAAAGUGACCAAGACAUUGAACAAGGGAGCGCAAGGUAUGUUCCGGUGGGUGGCCUUGUCGCUAGAGCUUUUGCAGCGCCAGAAAUUCGAGCCAGACUUUCGAAAUGUCCUCGGUCGUCUGCCACCAGCGCUAUCGGGGCUGUAUGACGAGAUUUACAAGGGCAUAGAAAGCUCCGGUGUUCACAGUCAUAAAACUGCCGUGCGGACUUUGCAGUGGCUUCUUUGUGCCCAGCGGUUGCUGUCCGUCAGGGAAUUGUUAGGUGCGAUAUCGAUGGGCUUACCGGGACCAUCAGAUGAGCAGUCUAGCUCGAUGCUAUACUUGGGCCAAGAUAGUGACUCGUCCUCGGAGUCUGACCCGGACUAUGAGGCUUAUUCGGCAACAGGGUCUGAAAAUGAGAUAGAAGAUGGCGACUCUCCUGGCGUUGAUGGGGUCAACGGUAUUUCGGUCACAACAACUGAUAUCCUUCAACUCUGCCAGAAUCUGGUAGUUGUUGAUUCGCAACUAGGCGUGUUUCGAUUCGCGCAUCUAUCAGUCCGUGAAUAUCUGCAAACGCGACCUGAGUUCACCGAAGGGGAAUUACACUCCCUAGCCAUGAAAGGAUGCAUGGAUGUGUACAUGACCGAGGCCAAUAUAAAUCCCUCACAUCAAGAGGCGCUCAAAUCUUACGGCAUGUUCUUCUGGCCGCUGCACUACAAGGCACUUGAGAACCUAGUGCUCGCCAGCAAGUACACAUUAGAACAGCUGGAGCAAUUCUUGCCUUUCUUCUUGCAAGGAGAGGAGAUAUCGCCCUCGUAUGAGAUGUGGGCUAGAGAAACCACAUCUGAGUUUACUGUCGGCCAGCGGAUCAAUAGUCAUCUACGACUAGACAGGGACAACCCUCUGGGUAUUCAACUUGAGUACGCAGCAUCUACACCUUCAACUCCGCUGAAAGCAGUGUGUGCCUUCGGUUUUGACCUCUUAGCCAAGAAAGUUGGUUCGCUUUCUGAUUUCAACCCCGACGAAAGCCGUCUUCAAUUGCCCCAGAUUGCCGCGUCAGAAGGCCAGGAUGAGAUCUUGCACUGGUUGCUACAAAAAGGCGUCGAGGUGGACAUACAGGACCACAACGGUGAAGUCCCGCUCUGCCGGGCGGCGUCUCGGGGGCAUUUGACCACCGUCGUCCUGCUAGUAGAGCGAGGUGUGAAUUUGGAACGCCGCGAGGAGCCUCAGCGCAUGACGCCACUCAUAUAUGCUGUGAAGAGCGGCCAUCACGAAAUAGUCAAAUACCUUCUGCAGGCUGGAGCCGACGUGGAGGCCAAAGACAGGAGUGGCUGGACGCCACUUGUCUGGGCAACCUACCGGGGGGACAAGCCCAUCGUCGACAUCCUGCUCAAACAUGGUGCUGAAUUGGAAGCCAAACCAGAAACUGGAUUUACGGCUCUUUUCCACGCCGUAUUUGAAGAGGAUGUAGAGAUGAUCUAUCAUCUACUCGAUCACGGCGCCGACAUCGAGGCCAACGACAGAUUCGGCCGAACCCCACUAUUUCAAGCACUACUGCGAGGACAGCAAGCCAUGGUGGGAUUGCUUCUCAACAAAGGGGCCGAUACAGAAACACGUCCGGAGGAUGGCUGGACACCACUAACGUGGGCGGCGAUGCAGCCAAACGAGCCGAUGGCCAUGCUGCUUCUGCAAGCAGGGGCCGACAUUGAGGCCAAGGAGGAGAACGGCUGGACGCCAUUAUUCCGCGCAAUAAGCCAGGGCAACGAGGGCAUGGUUGAGUUACUAGUCAAGCACGGUGCUGACGUCGACGCCAAAGAUAAGGACGGCGAGACACCACGCUCAUGGGCGCGAGUGAUGUCAGAGUACGAGCUGGAGGAAUUGCUCGACUGA
Aspergillus melleus is the source of this 3474-nucleotide messenger RNA. RefSeq names its product ankyrin repeat domain-containing protein. The transcript has 8 exons. Lineage: Eukaryota; Fungi; Ascomycota; Eurotiomycetes; Eurotiales; Aspergillaceae. The record is from RefSeq and is a predicted model, not a curated record. Gene Ontology annotation, molecular function: protein binding. Bases 1 to 3474 code for a protein of 1157 amino acids.